AUGGUGGUCGUGGUGGUGGUCGAUGUUGUGGUCGUAGUGGUAGCCGUGAUGGUUGUCGAUGUUGUGGUCGUGAUGGUGGUCGUGAAGGUAGUCGCGAUGGUUGUCGAUAUUGUGGUCGUUGUGGUAUCCGUGAUAGUUGUCGAUGUUGUGGUCGUGGUGAUAGCCGUGAUGGUUGUCGUGGUGGUGGUCGUGGUGGUGGUCGUGAUGGUGGUCGUGAUCGUUGUCGAUGUUGUGGUCGUAGUGGUAGCCGUGAUGGGUGUAAAUGUUGUGGUCGUGCUGGUGGUCCUGAUGGUUGUCGAUGUUGUGGUCGUCGUGGUGGUCGUGAUGGUUGUCGUGAUGGUGGUCGUGAUGUUGGUCGUUAUGGUGGUCGUGGUGGUGGCCGUAAUGGUUGUCAUGAUGGUUGUCGUGAUGGUUGUCGUGAUGGUGGUCGUGGUUGUCGUGAUGGUGGUCGUGAUGGUCUUCGUGAUGGUUGUCGUGAUGGUGGUCGUGAUGGUGGUCGUGAUGGUGGUCGUGUUGGUGGUCGUGAUGGUGGUCGUGAUGGUUGUCGUGAUGGUGGUCGUGGUGGUGGUCGUUAUGGUUGUCGUGAUGCUGGUCGUGAUGGUGGUCGUGAUGGUGGUCGUGAUGGUUGUCGUGGUUGGGGUCGUGAUGGUGGUCUUGAUGGUGGUCGUGAUGGUGGUCGUGAUGGUUGACGAUGUUGUGGUCGUGGUGGUGGUUGUGAUGGUGGUCGUGGUGGUGGUCGUGAUGGUUGUCGAUGUUGUAGUCGUGGUGGUUGUCGUGAUGGUUGGCGUGGUUGUGGUUGUGAUGGUGGUCGUGAUAGUUGUCGAUGUUGUGGUCGUGGUGGUGGUGAUGUGCAACAACAAUAAGGACAUGUGGCAAAAAUCAGACUUGAUGUAG
This is a messenger RNA of Dreissena polymorpha, 894 nucleotides long. RefSeq lists its product as uncharacterized. Lineage: Eukaryota; Metazoa; Mollusca; Bivalvia; Myida; Dreissenidae. The coding region runs from base 1 to 894 and encodes 297 amino acids. The transcript is spliced from 2 exons. The record is from RefSeq and is a predicted model, not a curated record. Gene Ontology annotation, biological process: transmembrane transport. Gene Ontology annotation, molecular function: transmembrane transporter activity. Gene Ontology annotation, cellular component: membrane.